This is a messenger RNA of Arctia plantaginis, 1104 nucleotides long. The record is from the annotation of a GenBank genome assembly. NCBI's taxonomy places the organism in Eukaryota, Metazoa, Arthropoda, Insecta, Lepidoptera, Erebidae.
AUGUCAGCAGUGUUCAAAAUUGUAGCGGCGGUCGUGUAUAUAUUCGCGUCCGUAACUCAAACGCAAGCCGGUACUUAUGGACCGCGAUCGGAGUUUGGGUACCCUGCUGGACUUAUACCUGAUUGUCCUGGUGUGUUGAAAAAUGCCAGCAUCAGUCCUCGCAUGAUGCAGGAACUACAAAUUGCAAUACACCGGGUGAAAAGUAAUGGACAGAUUGUACGGAAACUGGUGCCGGUCGAGAAUGCACCGAAGAUAAUAGCUGGGGAUAAAAUUAUAGACUUAAGAAACAAGAAGACAGUUUUUUAUGCUGUGGGGUUCCUAGACAGCUCGUAUUAUCCGUUCUCACAAGCUAUUGGCACUUCUUACUCUAAGAGGGGCUACAACGUGUUUAUAUCGGAAACCUUGGCGUUCCUCACUUAUAUUUAUCCAAAAUCGGUACGACUAGUGAAAGUCCUCGGCAAGAAAAUAGGAGAAUUUCUAGUCAAACUAACAGAACAAGGGCUUCAAUCCGAAAAUAUUGAACUGGUUGGUGCCAGUCUAGGAGCUCACGUAGUCGCCCAUGCAGCUAAAUACUUCUAUCAGGCCACUGGAAGAAAAGUUGCAAGAAUAACUGGUUUGGAUCCUGCAGGACCUUGUUUUAAAGCUCUAAGUCCCGAACAUAAAUUAUAUAGGACGGACGCAGACAAAGUUGAUAUUGUACAUACUAAUAUAGAUGGUUUUGGUACUGCUGAAACCCUAGGUCAUUUAGAUAUUUAUGUUAAUGGAGGGGAAUUCCAACCUAGUGAUAUACCUUAUAUACCAUGUCUUGUAAUUUGUAGCCAUGUCAGAGCUUUGAUAUAUUGGUGGCAAGCCUUGGAACAUCCCAAAAAGUUCAUAGCUGUAAAGUGUAACAAUGUUCAAGAAGCUAGAUUUGCUCAAUGCUUUAAUAAUUCUCAGACUAACUAUUUAGGUGUUGAAGCCAAAUUCGACAGGCCUGGCAUUUAUUAUUUAGCUACCGAUAAUGAGUUCCCAUAUUUUAAGGGGAAAAGUGGGUUGAAAGCGGCAAAUGAAAUUUUUACGAAAAGUACUCGGUUAAUUAACUCUGAUGACAACUUCAUUGUUUAG